Messenger RNA from Nipponia nippon (crested ibis), 843 nucleotides. Lineage: Eukaryota; Metazoa; Chordata; Aves; Pelecaniformes; Threskiornithidae. The record is from RefSeq and is a predicted model, not a curated record.
AUGCAUCAGAAGGAUGGAGGUGUGAAGAGCCCCCGGUGCUCUGCCCCCGCCGCGCUGCGAGAGCAGGCCCGGUUAAAAGCCGGUGUGGUUGAGGAGGACACCGAGGAGUGGCAGAAAGAUUCAAGUUUUGCAGGACUGGAGAGAGUGGGAGGUGUGGAUUUAUCGUAUAUCAAAGGAGACGACACCAGCGCCUGCGCUUCCCUGGUCGUUCUCAGCUUCCCGGCUCUCGAGGUGCUGUACGAGGAUUGCCGGAUGGUGGCUGUGAGCACCCCGUACACGGCAGGAUUCUUAGCCUUCCGAGAGGUCCCUUUCCUGGUAGAAGCUGUUCAGAGACUUCAGCCGGAGGAGCCCAGGCUCAAACCUCAGGUACUUCUUGUAGAUGGGAAUGGCCUGCUCCAUCACAGAGGAUUUGGUGUGGCCUGUCACCUCGGAGUCCUGACGGAUCUACCAUGCAUUGGAGUGGCCAAGAACCUCCUGCAGGUGGAUGGCUUGGUCAGGGAUGAGCUGCACAAAGAGCAGAUUCGUUCCCUGCAAAAGGAAGGAGAUACGUUCCCACUGACAGGCACUUCGGGGAGAGUCCUGGGCAUGGUCCUGCGUAGCUACAACAACAGCUCUAAGCCACUUUAUAUCUCUGUGGGUCACAGGGUGUGCCUGGAAACAGCCGUGCGUCUAGUCAAGUCCUGCUGCAGGUACCGGAUCCCGGAGCCCAUCCGUCAGGCUGAUAUUAGAUCGAGGGAGUAUAUUCGGAAGCAGCUGUGUUCACCACUGGAGGUCAUAUCUUCUGGGCCAAAGAGCCUGGGGAAGGUCGUUGGGGAUUUGGUCUGUUUCCGGCGCCUGCGAUAA